Caenorhabditis briggsae is the source of this 435-nucleotide messenger RNA. The record is from RefSeq and is a predicted model, not a curated record. The coding region runs from base 1 to 435 and encodes 144 amino acids. The transcript has 2 exons. Lineage: Eukaryota; Metazoa; Nematoda; Chromadorea; Rhabditida; Rhabditidae.
AUGUCGUAUGACAGAAGUAGUGAUAGGCAGACAGAGAACAAAAAAACUAGACCAGAUUAUGCUGAUUUUCAUGUUUGGAUGCUAGAGGCUUAUUGUAAUAACCUUGGAAUCUCAGGACCUCAGAAUCUCAGAAUCUCAGAACCUCAAAGUUUCAGAAUUUCAGAAUCUCAGAAUCUCAGAAUCUCAGAAUCUCAGAAUCUCAGAAUCUCAGAAUCUCAGAAUAUCAGAAUCUCAGAAUCUCAGAAUCUCAGAAUCUCAGAAUCUCAAGAUCUCAGAAUAUCAAAAUCUCAGAAUCUCAGAAUCUCAGAAUCUCAGAAUCUCAGAAUCUCAGAAUCUCAGAAUCUCAGAAUCUCAGAAUCUCAGAAUCUCAGAAUCUCAGAAUCUCAAAAUCUCAGAAUCUCAGAAUCUCAGAACCCCAAACUUCAAACUUUCUAG